AUGACUGUCACCAUCUCCCCUGACCAGCCCAUUGACCUCCAAAUCGGUUGGCCCAACCCCGCGCUCCUCCCCGCCCCCAUCCUCCGCCACUCCGCCACGACCGUACUGUCCAAUCCCUCAAUCGCAAACCCAGCCCUUCUCUAUGGCCCCGAUGAAGGAUACGGGCCACUGCGCACACACAUUGCAACAUGGCUGAGUGAUUUCUACCAGCCACGCGAGCCCAUCUCAUCACAGCGCAUUUGCAUCACCGGCGGGGCUAGCCAAAACCUAGCAUGCGUGCUGCAAACCUUCACAGACCCGGUCUACACGCGGAAUGUAUGGAUGGUCGCACCGACGUACCACCUGGCCGCGCGCGUUAUGGAUGAUGCCGGCUUCGCCGGGCGCCUACGUGGAAUUCCCGAAGAUGACGAGGGCGUCGACAUAGCGGUGCUGGAGAGCGGGCUACGCGCUGCGGAGGAUAUCGCCCUGCGUGCUGGGAAUAUCGAGCCGAAACUGAAACCACCCAGACCCUGGCGCAAAAUCUACAAGCAUGUUAUCUACGGUGUACCGACUUUUGCGAAUCCCUCUGGGAAGAUUAUGUCGCUACGUAGACGUGAAGCGCUUGUUCGCCUCGCUCGUCAGUACGAUGCGCUAAUUGUUACGGAUGAUGUCUACGAUUUCCUUCAGUGGUCGGCUAAGCCGGACGGAGAGGAAAAUCUCGGUGAUCGCGCAUGUAUUGCGCGUAUUGUUGACGUGGACCGCUUCUUGGACGGUGGUCCACAGGAUGAAUGGGGACACGCACUAAGCAAUGGCAGUUUUAGCAAGCUAAUCGGUCCAGGGGCCCGCACUGGCUGGGCCGAGGCGUCGGAAAAGGUUGCCUAUGGAUUAUCACAAACAGGCUCUUCCCGAUCGGGCGGCGCUCCUUCUCAUCUAUGCGCCGCUAUCAUUGACCAGAUGUUCCCCACUGGCAUCAUCCAAACCCAUAUCCGCGACGUCCUCCAACCGAAAUACGCCGAGCGCUAUCACACCUUGCUAUCUGCAAUCCACAAGCAUCUCGUCCCGCUGGGCGUCACAGUCCCAGCACCCACUACCGCAGCUGGAGGCUACUUCAUGUGGAUUGGUCUACCAGCACCAUUACUCGCCGCCAACGUAGUCCAGCGAGCGCAGAGCGAAGAAAAUCUGCGUUUAUGUCCGGGUGAUCUGUUCCAGGUGCCAGAAGAAGACCCUCGGGUGCCUAAUGGGAAAUUUGCGGACCAUCUGCGUCUCUGCUUUGCGUGGGAAGAACCACAACACUUGGCGGAGGGAAUAUGUAGACUAGCGCGUGUUCUCAACCGUAUGACUCGUACCCAGGUCUAG
This is a messenger RNA of Penicillium vulpinum, 1335 nucleotides long. Its product is annotated as aminotransferase-like domain-containing protein. Gene Ontology annotation, molecular function: pyridoxal phosphate binding; L-2-aminoadipate:2-oxoglutarate transaminase activity. Gene Ontology annotation, biological process: biosynthetic process. NCBI's taxonomy places the organism in Eukaryota, Fungi, Ascomycota, Eurotiomycetes, Eurotiales, Aspergillaceae. Bases 1 to 1335 code for a protein of 444 amino acids. The transcript has 3 exons. The record is from RefSeq and is a predicted model, not a curated record.